CAAAUAUCCUGGUAUCCGCUCUAUGCACCACCCUCCCCUUAAAGCUCUAUCAGCUCCUUCAAUGGCUUCCUCUUUAACUACCCCACCAACGCUCUAAAACCUCCAAACCCCUCAGUUGCCAUACAUACCCACAUGCCCUUACACAUGUCUCACUUCAAAACCUUCAUUUCCCACCACUUCCACACCCUCCUCAAACCCCAAAACCCUCUCCACCGUUCUCACAUCACCAAUUCCUACUUUUCACACAAAUCUCUUCCGCUUUCGUAUCUCUUUUACGGCACCAAAACGUCUUCAAUCCAAAUCGACGACCAAAUCGGACCUGACAACGGGAAUGGGAAGCAAGUAAACAAGAAGCCAUUGGAUGUUAUGUUCAAAGAAGCCGUGAGUGUGACGUUAUGCGAAAAUGCUGAAAACAGCGAAAGCGAAGGAGAAAACAGUGAGUUGAAGAGCAGGUUGAGGGAAUUGGAGAGAGAGGUUAGACGGCUGAAAGCGAAUUCAAGUGCAAAGGAGAGUGCGGCAAAGAAGGAAUUGAAGAAAAGUAAGUUAUAUGCAGCGUUUACGAAUCAAGAGGGUUGCAAGGAAGGGUGCGAGGAGAGGAGGGAAGAGCCAGAAGAGAGUGUGGAAAAGAAGGGAUUGAAGAAAAGUAAGGGUAAGAGUUUAUAUGCAGCGUUUACGAAUCAAGAGGGUUGCAAGGAAGGGUGCAAGAAGAGGAGGGAAGAGCCAGAGGUUUAUAAAGAGCUCUCGCCAGAUAUGGAAGUGUUUGCAAAUCAUUUGUACAAGGAAGGGUACUUUAACGAUGCGAAUUUCUUGCGGGCGAAUAAGUUGGAAUUUGGUUAUUUUGAGAGUCAUUAUGGCCGGGGUUUUAUGAAGUUUGCCGCCGAGAAGUUUGGCAAGGACCAUCAAGAAAUUGCGAAAUGGUUGUCAGGCAGUGACUUGAAAAAGAUAGCCCUCUUUGGUUGUCCUUCUCUUGAAAAAAAGAAUGUUUUUGCUGCUAAAAAACUGCGGAAAUUUUUUGAGAUUCAGGAAAACACUGUUUGUAGCAAAUGUGUCCUAAAACAAUCAUGCAAGUUUGUGAAUCAGAGUGUGUGGAAAGGUGACACCAAGAAUUUAAAUUUGGCUGUUGUUAUGAGGGUUCUCAUUUUGUACGCUUUGGAAUGGGUCUCUGUAGAGCUAGCAGUGCCCAUUGAUAUAAAGGCUUCUGUCAAUAAACUGCUGAAGGAGGUUUUGAAGCUAAGUCAAAGUACGGUAGCUGAGCAUACUUCUAGGAUUUGAACGUCGUUCCGGUUAGGAUGAGCAGAAUUAACAGGAGUGAAACUUCUCUUGGGGAUUAAAGAAGUUAAUAUGGUGAGCAUGCACUUGUCCAAAUAAUUCAUUUUUGAAGAUGAUAUAUGAUGGUGGAUGGUCUAAUUGUUUGUUGAAAAUUGGCUCGGCCUGGUGGGAGAGAGUUCAAGUUUGCAAGGAUUAGGGUUGGCAGAUUCUAUUACUUUCUGUCCAAUAUUUAAUUGAUAAGCGUAGAUGUUCAGGAUGGUUGAAUAGUUUAUUCGUUGUUUUUCCAAGUCAAAAUGCUUGAUUUGAUCCAGAUAGAGAGGGCUGUUAUGGUGUUGUGGGUUGGUUUCGUUGUUGUCCAAUAAUAAUCUUUCUUUCUAUGUUUCUUUUAUAA
Messenger RNA from Alnus glutinosa, 1660 nucleotides. RefSeq lists its product as uncharacterized. Lineage: Eukaryota; Viridiplantae; Streptophyta; Magnoliopsida; Fagales; Betulaceae. The record is from RefSeq and is a predicted model, not a curated record. The coding region runs from base 133 to 1272 and encodes 379 amino acids. Gene Ontology annotation, cellular component: cytoplasm. The transcript has 4 exons. Gene Ontology annotation, molecular function: mRNA binding.